CCGGAGAUGACGUCUGGCGCUCCGCGGAGCCGCUGCUAAGAUGGUGUCGGUGACUCUCGCUACUUCAGAGUGGAUCCAGUUUUUCAAAGAUGCUGGAAUUCCAGCUGGACCAGCUGUCAACUAUGCUGUUAGCUUUGUGGACAACAGGAUACAGAAGAAUAUGCUCAUGGACCUCACCAAAGAUAUCAUGAAUGAACUGGGUAUCUCCGUUGUUGGAGAUAUUAUUGCUAUUCUCAAACACGCCAAAGUGGUGUACAAACAGGAACUUGCUAAGGUGGCAACAGAGUCUAUAAGCACCAGUCAUGGAAAUGUGCAAUUUGAUUUAAAAAGAACAGCCAGCUCCCCUGCCUCUAGAAUGAUUGCUAACAGUUUGAGCAGAGAAUCCCCACCUUCUACCCCUGUUCGGAGACCUGAAACAAGCACUUCCAAGAUAUCCGUCACUGUGGCCAACAAACUGGCCACAAAGAAAGCAGUUCUAUCUAGACCAGCUGAUCCAGGUCCUGAAACCUCUGCAAAGCGACGCCGUGUGACUGCAGAAAUGGAAGGUAAAUACAUAAUCAAUAUGCCAAAAGGAACAACUGCAAAAACUAAGAAAAUCCUGGAACAGCAAGCCUCGAAAGGUUUGCCAAGAAUGUCUGUUUUUGAUAGACUUGGCGCAGAAGCAAAAGCAGACACCACGACUGGGAGCAAGCCAACAGGAGUCUUCAGCCGUCUGGGUGAAGUUGUCAGUCAAAAGAAAGAGAGCAGUGAUGAGGAUGAUGCAGGAUCUGUGCUUCAGUAUGCUGGAGUCUUGAAGAGAGCCCCAGCUGCAACUGCAAAGGAGACUACAAAGCCCACGCUUGCAACCACGGAGAAAAUCUUAGCUGCCAAAGCCAAGAAUACAGUUACCACAAUAAGGCGGUUGUCUCUCCCUAAAGCCAGCAGCAAGACAGUCCCAAGCAGUGAGCCCACAGCAGCAACAUCCACACUCAGAUUGCAGUCAGCGGCUAAAGCUAAGGUCAGUGUCAGACAGAGACUAGGGAAGCCCGGUGCCACCGAGGCAGACACACAGGACAACAAAGUCACCAGCACCAAAAGUCGAGGCAGCCCCGAGUUCACUGUGACCAUCAAGAACACUGCACGGACUGCAGUUAGUACCAAAGUGACCAGCAGCACUGAGGGUCGACUUGCUCAGAUGGACUCCACAGGAACUGUCAGUGUUUUUGAAAGGCUGGGGAAGAAGCUGAAGUAGUGAGAUCUCACCAAGGCACACAUAUAACUUUAUUUUUGUAUGUACAAAAGGUGCCUCUUUAGUCAUGGAUAAACACCGCUUCUAACAAUGA
This is a messenger RNA of Stegostoma tigrinum, 1322 nucleotides long. RefSeq names its product chromosome 39 C19orf47 homolog (gene c39h19orf47). The record is from RefSeq and is a predicted model, not a curated record. Gene Ontology annotation, cellular component: nucleus. The coding region runs from base 41 to 1231 and encodes 396 amino acids. Lineage: Eukaryota; Metazoa; Chordata; Chondrichthyes; Orectolobiformes; Stegostomatidae. The transcript has 8 exons.